Molecule: messenger RNA, 2543 nt
Organism: Helobdella robusta
Lineage: Eukaryota; Metazoa; Annelida; Clitellata; Rhynchobdellida; Glossiphoniidae
Exons: 10
Coding region: 129-1283 (384 amino acids)
Biological process (GO): carbohydrate transmembrane transport
Cellular component (GO): membrane
Molecular function (GO): carbohydrate transmembrane transporter activity
Source: RefSeq, a predicted model, not a curated record
UGCAUGGUACGAGCUUGGAAAGUUGGAAGUACAAAGGCCAAAAAAAAAUUUUCACAAAAAAUCUACUCAGGACAAACAUUUCGCAGAAAUAAAAAUAUACAUAAUAUUUAAUAAUAAAAAACUUGAAAAUGUAUACAGAACUUAUCACAGUAAACUUUACGAUAGACAUCACGACAGUUGCACCUGCUGGCGCCGGAUCAUCUGCUCUCGGAUACGUAGCCGUCCUCGUAGCUGUCUUGUUUUUUGGAAGCAACUUUUUGCCAGUUAAGAAGUUCUACUCAGGGAAUGGAAUAUUCUUCCAGUGGGUGCUCUGUUCCGGGGUAUGGUCGACAGGUGUGGUGUGUUUCGCCAUCAGGGGCUUCCCAGCUUACAGACCCCUCUCCAUGAUUGGUGGGUGGCUCUGGUGCACGGGUAACAUGAUGACGGUUCCAAUCAUUAACGGGAUUGGGUUGGCCAAGGGCUUGCUGGUCUGGGGAGCUUUCAAUCUUCUCACCGGUUGGGCUAGUUCGAGGUUUGUCUGUCUAUCUGUCUGUUUGUCUGUCUAUUUGUCUGUCUGUUUGUCUGUCUGUACGUAUAAUUUUCUGUAUAUUCAUAUUUUAUUCAUAGUUAGAUUGAGUUUAAGAUGUAGUUUAUUAAACAUUUGCUUUUUAACAUACUAUUAUACGAGUGGGACUGAGAAACCGGAUGUGAAACCGGACGGGAAGGAUAAAGAUGGGAAUGAAAUUGACAUGGCGAGGAGUGCUGAUCCAGAACACGCUACUGAUCAUCCAGAUGCAUUCACUUCCGUUAGUAGUAGUAGUAGUUGUUGUUAUAGAUGUUGUUGCUGUUGUAUUUUAUGCACGGGUAUGGCAGUGCUGGCCGGCGUUUUCUACGGCCUCACAUUCAUUCCUACAGUCUACCUCAAGAAUCGCUUUUCAGAUUAUAGUCAGAAUGGACUUGACUACGUAUUCCCACACUACUGUGGCAUCUACUGUGCGAGCACCGUCUACUUCCUGAUCUACUGCGCAAUUGCCAAGAACACUCCCGUCGUUUAUUCCAACAUUAUCCUGCCCGGAUUUGUAGCCGGAUUGAUGUGGGGGAUCGCCAACAUCGCCUGGUUCAUCGCCAACGAUUCGCUAUCGGAGUCCAUCAGCUUCCCCAUCAUAACUACGCUCCCUGGCAUAAUUGGAACGAUUUGGGGUUUGCUAUUCAGAGAGAUUAAGGGCUGGAAGAACUAUCUUGUUCUCGGCAUUGCAAUUUCUAUUGGGAUCGUCGGCUCAAUAUUAACUGGAUUGUCGAAAUAGAAAAAAUUUUUUUUCAAAUAAAAUGAAGAUAAAUAGACAGUUUAUUAAGUAAAUUAAUUCUAAUUUAUUGUGUUUCUUUUGUUGUUGUUUUUUUAGAAUUUUUCAAAAAUCAUUAAAAAUUGUGAUUAUUGCAUCGAUGGAGACAUAAUUUUUUAAUUUUAACAUCUUGUACUGAUACAACAAAGACCUUAUUAACGAAAUCGUAAUCAUGAACUUUAUAUUUGAUUUCAUCUUUUGAAAUUUAACGAUUGAAUCAUUGUUUCAGUAUGUUAUUAAUUUAUUAUUUUAUUCAUUUAAAGUAUUGUUAAUUCGUUCGUUCAUUCAUUCGUUCGUCAAUUCGUUCAUUCAACAACUUAUUCGUUCGUUCAUUCAUUCAUUCAUUCGUUCAUUCGUUUCAUUCAUUCGUUCGUUCGUUCAUUCAUUCACUUAUUCAUUCAUUUUUUUUUCGAGAUCAUUGAUUUGUUCUUUUAAUCUUUCAUAUUAUUUAGAUGGAUGAUUCACUUAUCAAUUAAGAACCGCGAUAGCAUGAAUAUGUUCUAUACAAGCAUGUAUUUCAUUAUAUUCCACGUUGUAUAGUUGUGUAAUCUUGUGGUGUGAUGGUUAAGAUACAUGGCAGUGAUGUUACAGAUACUGGAUUCGAACGCAAACAUAUCCCCGCUCGCCUUAUGUGAUGCUUAUUAUUUGAAUAUUACAGUAGGAAAAAUGAACCACCAGAAAUUAAAAUUACUAGCAAUGGAAAAAUAAUUAUAAUUAAAAAAUAAUACUGGUAAUAAUUCAUAUUUUUAUUAUUCAAUUAUGAAAGUAUUAUGGUAGUAACAUACUAUUGAAUUGAACUGACAUAUUGGGUUCAUGUCAAAGGUUAUCUAAUGCUAAAUGUUUAAUUCCUGCUCAAAAUGUUUUCUGAGUAUUUUAAGAUAAUUAUUGUUAUUAACAUUCCACGUAUAUGCAACAUACUACACACACACACAAACACACAUAACACAUUCAUACAUAACACACACAAACACACACACACAUAUAUAUACAUCAUGGGUUUUGUAUGUGAAUGACGCAUGGUGUAUUUAUUUAUUCUUCAAUGUCAUAUUAUGUAUUUGGUUAUUUGUAUUGUGGCCUUAUGUGACACUUAGUUUUAAUUAUUUGUUAUUCAUUUGUUUGUUCGUUCAUUCGUUCACCUUCAUUCAUUCAUUACUAAUAUUAUUUAUGUCUGUUUUUUGUUAUUUUUUUAACGUUUUGCAUAAUAAAUGAUAUUUAUGAUUAUUA